Messenger RNA from Anneissia japonica, 2362 nucleotides. RefSeq names its product E3 ubiquitin-protein ligase TRIM56-like. The record is from RefSeq and is a predicted model, not a curated record. Gene Ontology annotation, biological process: positive regulation of DNA-templated transcription. The transcript has 5 exons. Gene Ontology annotation, cellular component: chromatin; nucleoplasm. NCBI's taxonomy places the organism in Eukaryota, Metazoa, Echinodermata, Crinoidea, Comatulida, Comatulidae. The coding region runs from base 130 to 1800 and encodes 556 amino acids. Gene Ontology annotation, molecular function: zinc ion binding; ubiquitin-protein transferase activity.
AUCAUCAUCAUUUGUUCGACACCAUCUUCAAAUUGAACACAGACAAAAACCAUAUUCAAGAAUCGUUUGCGUCAGGCGUGCAUAUAAACCAACAUCCUUUGUGUAUUGAAGUAGCAUCUCUCCAUAACCAUGCAUUUUUUCUCCGAUGACAAGAUGGCAUCAGAGAUCACAUUGUUUGAAGAUGCGAAUGAAGAAUUUUUAACAUGCUCCAUCUGUAAGGACAUUUUCAAACAUCCGAAACAGCUGAAAUGCAUGCAUAACUUCUGCCAAGAUUGCUUACAACCUUUGAUGAAUGAAGCAACUUCACGCAAAAUUAAGUGCCCCCUCUGCCGUGAAGAAGUUGAGCUGACUGUAGACACCGUUGCUGAUCUAGAAGAUAAUAUUUUCCUCAGUCAUUUGUGUGAGUUAUUUCUAGUUGCUAAUCUCAAUACCGUGGACGUCCUCUGCUCAUUUUGUUCAGAAGCAUUAAACGAAGAAAAUGCUUCACGUUGCAUCGAUUGUUCUGAUAACCUCUGCGAUAAAUGUGCAAAGACACACACCCUGACCUGCUUGACAAGAAAUCACCAAGUCAUUUUGAUGUCAGAGCUUAAGACAGAAACCCUGGUGAGAAAAUCAAGAGAAGGAAACGUCAAGAUACCAUGCCAGAAACACUCAAAUAACCAUUUGGAGUACUUCUGCCAAACAUGUCAAGUACCUGUAUGCCUCGGAUGUACUGUUGUAGACCACGUACGUCAAAAUGGUCACGACCUCAUAAACCUAAAUGAUGGUCCAACAAAAGAAAAAUUCAAGGAGCAGAUAACCGAGCAACUUAACAAGCUGGAAGAAAUCAUACCAUCUUUUGAAAAGCAUAUUGAUAUUGCAAAUGAAACGGAGAAAUGUCUUAUCAAAAGUCUUGAAAAAACCAAAAAUGAUAUACGGGAUACUGCUAAGAGUCUUAUUGAUGAAAUCGAAGCUCAUACUAAGUCUUUGAUUGAGAAGGUCGAUAAGAAAGCUGAAGCUAUUCAGAAGUCACUUGAACAUCACAGAGAAGCUGCUGAAAUCCGGGUCAAGAGUUCUACCAAGAUCAACCAGUUUGCUAGAAACCUGUGUAAGCAUGGCCUAAAUUCUGAAAUAAUGUCAUCGGCUAAAGAUCUGCUGAGAAGAAUGAAAGAAUUGCAAGAGGGUAAUAUGAAAGAUCUAGAAGGAACGGGUGAAUUAUGUUUCGUCAGACAAGAUGAAUUUAAGUUUGGAGUAGUGAAAGAGUGCAAGAUAAUAGAACGGGAUGAGUACAACUUAUUGGAAUAUUACACUGAAAAAGCGAUGGCGGUUGGUAACAUUGUUAAAAGAGGCCCAAAUUGGCCAACAGGAUAUGACAAUUACGACAAUAAUGGAUAUAAUGGUCAAAACACAAUCCAGUCAAUUCAACGAAACGGGCCGAAUGAUAUUAGAGCUACAGUUUAUUUUCAGUCAGGCUUUAAUAUGGAGUGCAAAAUGAAUCCUGGAGAUUACUGGUUACAGCCAAGUAAUACAUUUGCCAAUUAUCAGCGUCGAUUGAAAUGUUAUGCUGAACAUUUUAUGAAAGUUGGAGAUGAAGUGAAAAGAGGCUUAAACUGGCCUCUAGGUUCAAAUGACUCGUACGAUGAAAGAGGACAGAAGUCAGGAAAAAUUACUCAAGUCAACCAAACACAGACUGGCACUACAGUUACCGUAGAUUUUGGAGCACCAGACAACCAAACCUUUGAAUGCCCAAUGUACAAUGGAUGCUAUUACUUGUUGCCCCUUCAAAAUUCAUUUCCUCUUAUUGAUUGGGUUGAGUUCUAAGUGUAACAUAUUUUAAUUACAGCAUAUGUAUAUUUGAACAGAGCAAACUUUAAAAAAUAUAAUUUUAGUGCAUCUGUCGAUACUGAAAACUAAAUAGACAGAACAAUCUCAGUCAUAGUGAGUGUUCUUCAAAAUGUUUUUUUCAAAUUCGAAGAGGACAAAAGUCUGGAAAAAUCACGCAAAUCAACCAAACACAGAGUGGUACUAUUGUUACCCUAGAUUUUGGACCGCCAGGCAACCAACCCGUCAAUUUCCAAUGAAUACCGGAAACUACCACUUGUUUCCCCUUCAUUCGUACCCUUUAAUUCAUUGGGUUGAGUUUUAAAUGUCACAAAGUAUUAAAUUGUUGAAAAUAUCUUUUUCUGCGCUGUUUAUAGUUAACACUAAAUUAAUACAUGGAGCAAUCUGAGUCAUAGUGAUUAUUUUUCGAAAUUAUACUCUUCAAAUUCCAGACGAAUUAAAUAUGAGGAACAGUACAAUUGCUACUAACUUGACCAUCGUAUUACUUAAAAUCUGCUACUGCUACAGUGUUUAAAAGCCCCGUUCCCGGCAAAAUUUCAGU